Molecule: messenger RNA, 1622 nt
Organism: Ricinus communis (castor bean)
Lineage: Eukaryota; Viridiplantae; Streptophyta; Magnoliopsida; Malpighiales; Euphorbiaceae
Product: 4-hydroxy-tetrahydrodipicolinate reductase 1, chloroplastic
Exons: 9
Coding region: 107-1171 (354 amino acids)
Cellular component (GO): chloroplast stroma
Molecular function (GO): 4-hydroxy-tetrahydrodipicolinate reductase activity; NADPH binding
Source: RefSeq, a predicted model, not a curated record
AAAAAAGAAGUCUUGUAUCUGCUUAAACCCCAAACCCUACACAAAUCGCAUUUCCUCACUCACUGCUGUACAGUAAGCACUGAAAAACAGAAACCAUUCCUCAAAAAUGAGUCUCUUGCUUAAUCACCCUUCUUCCCUGUUUCAUCGCAAUGCUCUAAACCCUAACCCAACAACACCCUCUCUCAACAACAACCAUCAGAUAAUGGCAGUGUCUCGUGUUAUUAUUAAGCCACAGAGCUUUACCUUGUCUAAUAAUACUAACGGGAAGCGCAGAACUAGUACAUUUAUGCAGAGACGGAGCUUUUCUAUGGGUGUUGUGUCCAUGUCAACCAACAGUUUUGACAUCCCAAUUAUGGUAAAUGGUUGUAGUGGGAAAAUGGGGAAGGCUGUUAUUAAGGCAGCAGACUCUGCAGGACUCCAAAUUCUUCCUGUAUCUUUUGGCUCACCAGAGGAGUCUGGGAUAACUGUCCAAGUAUGUGGGAAGGACAUUAAGAUAUAUGGCCCUUCUGAAAGAGAAGGUGUUCUUGCAUCUAUCUGUAAUGAACAUCCAAACCUGAUUGUGGUUGAUUACACUGUUCCUGCAGCAGUAAAUGGUAAUGCGGAUCUGUAUUGCAAAGUUGGAGUGCCUUUUGUCAUGGGAACCACUGGUGGAGACAGGGAUCUAUUAUACAAGACUGUAGAGGACUCAAAAAUUUAUGCUGUGAUCUCUCCACAGAUGGGGAAACAGGUUGUUGCAUUUCUUGCAGCCAUGGAGAUUAUGGCUGAGCAAUUUCCUGGAGCUUUUUCCGGUUAUUCCCUUCAGGUGUUGGAGUCUCAUCAAGCUGGAAAGUUAGACAUAUCUGGAACUGCCAAGGCUGUAAUUUCUUGCUUCCAGAAAUUAGGAGUGUCGUUUGACAUGGAUAAGGUACAAAUGAUCCGGGACCCUAGGCAACAGAUUGAGAUGGUAGGAGUUCCAGAGGAGCAUUUGGCUGGUCAUGCAUUCCAUAUGUAUCAUCUCACUUCGCCUGAUGAAACAGUUUCUUUUGAGUUUCAACAUAAUGUUUGUGGAAGAUCCAUAUAUGCAGAGGGUACUGUUGAUGCUGUAAUUUUCCUGGCUAAGAAGAUUCAAUCAAGGGCAGACAAGCGGAUCUACAGUAUGAUUGAUGUCUUGCGGGAGGGUAACAUGAGAUGAACUAAACUGAUGGUUCCAAGUCUUACCUCCAAUAUAGAUAUAGUCCGAUUUUCAUCAGUGCUCUACAUCUGAAAGCUUGACCAAAAAUCCAAUGGAUGACCAAGUUCCAAAUGGUUAAUGUGGCUCAGAGACCACCAUUGUCCUAAAGAAUCCCAUAAAGAAAUCUGGCGUCCAGUAAGGUGUCUCCAGGAAAAGAUCAAGUUCUGGAUGGGAGCAAGGAUGUGCAAUUAUUUCAAAUAAUGAAAACUAAUGCAGGAUUUGGAGCCAAUGAUGGUUUUGGAAUUUUUCAGUUUAGGAUGAGAUUUCUCUAAAUCUUGGAGGGUUUGGAAGGAACCGAAUGCAAUAUAUAGAGAAUUAGGGCAAACUUGGGGGACUGUUAAUUGUAAUUCUACUAUUAGGAUGCAACUGAAGGCAAUUUUGAAUUAAUGUUAGUUCAGGGUCUUGUCAGAUU